AUGGCAGGGAAGCCUUUGUUUCCCUAUGAUGAGGCCCGGGGCAGAAUGGAGUCCAUCUGGUGGCUUUUGGCUGCAGCUGGAGUGGAGGACCAGUACUUCUUGGUGUUUUCGGUGGCCCCUAUAAUGGUGACUGAGUCCUUGGUGAGCCAACAGGCAAUAGUGGCUAGGUCCAGUGUGCCCUCUGUGGGCCAUCCUACGUUGAAGGUGGGCCAUUCUCCGGACUCACAAAAGAUUGAUAUGUAUUCAGAAGGUUUGGCAGAUUUGAAUGAAAUGUUUAUUCUUUACCAUCCACCUGGGAAAAAAGAAGAAAACCUUGCCCUGAUGAAAGAGAAAGCAAGAAACCAUUAUUUUCCUGCCUUUGAAAAGGUGUUCAAGAGCCAUGGGCAAGAAUACCUUGUUGGCAACACACUGAGCAAGGCUGACGUUCACCUGGCUGAAAUGGUAUACAACAUGGAGGAGCUUGACUCCAACAUCCUGGCUGGCUUCCCUCUGCUGCAGGCCCUGAAAACCAGAAUCAGUGACUUGCCCACUAUGAAGAAGCUUCUCCAGCCUGGUAGCCAGAGGAAGCCUCCCAUGGAUGAGAAAAGCAUACAAAAAGCAAGGAAGACUUUCAUGUUUUGA
Molecule: messenger RNA, 621 nt
Organism: Castor canadensis (American beaver)
Lineage: Eukaryota; Metazoa; Chordata; Mammalia; Rodentia; Castoridae
Source: RefSeq, a predicted model, not a curated record